AUGAAUUCACUGUCAACAUGCAAGAUGGCCACGCAUCACAGGCAAAAUGCUGCUGGGCGGAGGAAAGUACAGGUAUCAUAUGUCAUUAGAGAUGAGGUGGAGAAGUACAAUCGAAACGGGGUGAAUGCACUCCAGCUCGACCCUGCUCUGAACCGGCUCUUCACUGCAGGGAGGGACUCCAUCAUCCGGAUAUGGAGCGUCUACCAGCACAAACAGGACCCAUACAUUGCAUCGAUGGAGCAUCAUACAGACUGGGUUAAUGACAUAGUCCUCUGUUGCAAUGGAAAAACUUUGAUAUCUGCCUCAUCGGAUACGACAGUCAAAGUAUGGAACGCACACAAAGGGUUUUGUAUGUCAACGUUACGAACACAUAAGGACUACGUGAAAGCGUUGGCUUACGCUAAGGACAAAGAGCUGGUAGCAUCAGCAGGUCUGGACAGGCAGAUCUUUCUUUGGGAUGUGAACACACUAACAGCACUCACUGCUUCCAACAACACUGUCACCACUUCAUCGCUGAGUGGGAACAAGGACUCAAUCUAUAGUCUGGCUAUGAACCAGAUGGGCACGGUUAUUGUAUCAGGAUCCACAGAAAAGGUUCUGAGAGUGUGGGAUCCUCGAACAUGCGCUAAGCUCAUGAAGCUAAAAGGUCACACGGACAACGUCAAAUCGUUGCUGCUGAAUCGAGACGGCACUCAGUGCCUAUCAGGCAGUUCAGAUGGGACCAUUCGCCUUUGGUCCCUCGGCCAGCAGAGGUGCAUCGCCACCUACCGUGUGCACGACGAAGGGGUGUGGGCCCUGCAGGUCAAUGAGGCCUUUACGCACGUAUAUUCUGGAGGCAGAGACAAAAAGAUCUACUGUACGGACCUGCGUAACCCAGACAUCCGUGUCCUUAUCUGUGAGGAGAAGGCCCCAGUGCUCAAAAUGGAACUGGACAGAUCUGCGGACCCACCUCCAGCAAUCUGGGUCUCCACCACCAAGUCAUCUGUUAAUAAAUGGUCUCUAAAGGGAAUGCACAACUUCAGAUCAUCCGGAGAGUAUGACAACGACUGCACCACCCCUCUGACACCACUGUGUACUCAGCCAGAACAAGUCAUCAAGGGAGGUGCCAGUAUUAUUCAGUGCCACAUUCUGAAUGACAAAAGGCACAUACUCACCAAAGACACUAACAACAAUGUGGCUUUCUGGGACGUCCUAAAGGCAUGUAAGGGCGAAGACUUGGGGAAGGUUGAAUUUGACGAAGAGAUUAAAAAGCGCUUCAAGAUGGUCUAUGUGCCAAAUUGGUUCUCUGUUGAUCUGAAAACUGGGAUGCUCACUAUCACUUUGGAUGAGAGUGACUGCUUUGCUGCCUGGGUGUCUGCAAAGGACGCAGGGUUUUCAAGUUCCGAUGGAUCGGAUCCAAAGUUGAACCUGGGCGGACUAUUGCUUCAGGCUCUGCUGGAGUUCUGGCCCAGAACCCGAAUCAACCCCAUGGACGAGGAAGAGAACGAGGUGAACCAUGUGAACGGAGAGCAAGAAAACAGGGUCCAGAAAGGGAACGGAUAUUUCCAGGUGCCACCACACACACCAGUUAUCUUUGGAGAAGCGGGAGGCAGAACCCUUUUUAGGUUGCUAUGUAGAGAUUCAGGCGGAGAGACUGAAUCCAUGCUGCUCAAUGAGACAGUCCCACAGUGGGUUAUUGAUAUAACUGUAGAUAAAAAUAUGCCCAAGUUCAACAAAAUCCCGUUCUACCUCCAGCCCCAUUCUUCCUCUGGUGCAAAAACUCUAAAAAAGGACCGACUGUCGGCCAGUGACAUGCUCCAGGUGAGAAAGGUCAUGGAACAUGUUUAUGAGAAGAUCAUCAACUUGGACAACGAGUCACAGACCACCAGCUCCUCGGCCAACGAUAAACCCGGGGAGCAGGAGAAGGAGGAGGACAUGGCCAUGCUAGCUGAAGAGAAGAUUGAGCUAAUGUGUCAAGACCAGGUGCUAGAUCCCAACAUGGACCUGCGAACAGUUAAACAUUUUAUCUGGAAGAGCGGAGGGGACUUGACACUUCACUAUAGGCAGAAGUCCACGUGAAAGUCGUCAUUUUUAAAAGCAGAACUCUUUGUCAUUUGCCAAUCACCACCCACCUCUGACAUGUAGUACCCUAAAACCCCAUUGUGUGGUCAAGAGUUGCAGUAACAGUGAGAAUCCAGUAAAAUUUGUGGGGACAUGGCUCAUGUUGUAUUAUAGGAAACUGAGAAGAACAGGCCGGCGCAGCCAACAGACACCUGGGAAAUAAGUGGUCCAUAUUGUUUGUUUUUUUUAAGUUUGGACUUAAAUGUCUCCUCUCUGCAUCCUUUUUUUUUCCUUGUUCUUCUUCCUCACAUCUUUGACUGUCCCUGCCCACCCUUUCCUGAUUGGCAUUUUAUUUUUGAAGCGACUGAAGUUGCAGUGCGUGUUUGUGUAUGUAUGCACACGGAUGUAGUAGACUGUCUGUUCUAGUACAUUCCAGGAAACUGUCCUUGUUCUACAGACACUCCAGUCCUGUCUCAGCAGUAUCACCAGUUUAGGAGUACACUUGGUCUCUGGGUAGCCUCACAGUCCCUCAAAGACAAAAAAACCCUCCUCUGUUCUGUAGUCGACGUCGUCUGCAUUAACUUGAACUUAACCUCGGCUUAGACAUCCAGUUAGUGCAGAGCUUGAACCUCAUCGACAGAAGCAGUCCACGUUGUCUUUUGUUUUUAGCGGUGUUAUCCUCAAAGGAAUGAAUGUUCUUUAUUUUGUAAAUAUAUGUACAACAUUUUUCAUUUAAAUUA
Molecule: messenger RNA, 2780 nt
Organism: Pundamilia nyererei
Lineage: Eukaryota; Metazoa; Chordata; Actinopteri; Cichliformes; Cichlidae
Product: WD repeat-containing protein 48
Exons: 18
Coding region: 1-2058 (685 amino acids)
Biological process (GO): double-strand break repair via homologous recombination
Molecular function (GO): ubiquitin binding
Source: RefSeq, a predicted model, not a curated record